CGAACAGUUAAUUGAACCGCGGAAAGAUGUGAAAAUCAUGAAUGUGGCAUAUAAUUCUCGUCAUCUCCAUCCUUUUAGUGAAUACGGUUAUUGUCGAUAUUUUACGUUUGUGAACUCUAUAGACACAGUGCCUUUAAAUAUAGCCAUAAAUGUGUUGUAUGACUCUUUGGUUUAUGACUUUCAUAUAAGUACUGUACCGGACAAUAAUUUCCAUUAGCGUUGAGCGCCACGCAGUAGUCCAUGCGCUUGCCUGCACAUUUAUCAAACUUCAAAAUCGACCUUGUAAAUAUUUGCCUCCAUCCAUCUCUAUCGUCAAGCGACGCUUUAUCGAUAGGCUGCUUCCUGUAAACUUGGUUGUAAUAUUUAUGGAAAGAAACUGAACGCUGUUAAACAAUAGGUGAAAGACAUGAAAGGAAACUGCGGAGACUUCUCCUAAUCCACAGGUAAAGAAAACAGAGAAAUCAGCAAAAGUCAUUCCACUGAACAUCCCGGAAUUAUUGAAGAAUUCAGUGUGGAGUAAACAGUAAGAUCAACUGACGGUCCCAUUAUCUAAUGACUUGCCCCUCACCGGGGAAUAAAUUUACUAAAAAAAACUUUAAUUAAGGGAAUGGAGUAGACAGGAAAAUUAAGACAAAGCUAAUAAGGCAGACGAUUUCAUCUGAUACGAGGCAUUGAUUUAUAAAGGAGUUGAAGCCCAAUUGUGCGCAGGUUCGAGUGGUUUGCGACUGACUAUAUAUAUACGUGCACAAGCAACAAAUCAGUCUUGCUAUACUUAUGUUUAUAGCUCAUAUCAACCAGUCCAUUCAACAUUGUUCCUCGAAAAAUAGUGAAUUACAAUAAAACUCGGAAUAAUCCGCCACAAAAUUCCGCAUCUUAGCAUAUGAUAGUGAUAUUGAACAAACACCAUUUUAUAUCCACGUGACCCGUCAGAAUGAGCUCACCAGACCAUGUCCUCGGCCGUGGCAGGAUGCAUCAGCAACAAGGGAGCUAACCUAGUGCAAUUGACGUCAUUUUCUUUGGUGCAGGACUGCAGGACGGAGAAAAUUGACAACAACCUGAAACUGGAAAUCACAAAGCUGGUCAGCGAUCUGAAUCACGAGACUGCGCAGUACUGUACCCUGGCGGUUGCCCUUGGCGGAAGUCAGGACACAUUGGACCUACGCGAUGAACUCAAACAUAUCCGCCAGAGGGCCUUCGAUAUAGCACGCCAGAACAAGAACAAAUUGAUUCCCGCAUUGCGAAAAAAGAAUGUUUGUGAAGAUGAUGCCAAGCAAUUAGAGAGACUCUACAACAUGUACUCGUCCAGCCUGGAGCUUUUAGAAGUGGAGCUGUUCCAAACCCUGAGACUCCAAAAAAUGUUCCCACUACAAUCAGGCGUUCACUUUCUGAUCAAUGUGGGAACAUCCGAACCAUUUUUGGGAUGUAAAUCCCAGAUAAAUAUUUCAGAAGUUUCCAUACAGAGAGAAUCGGAGGAGAUCAGUCAGUUAGAAAAGGAUUUAGCAGAUGUCCGGGAUCUAUUAUUCACCAUUUAUCAGAAAAUAGCCGUCCAGCCCUGGGCAGCUGACGCCUACAACGAAACUUCUCAACAAGAAGAAGAUUGCAAGUCCGAAUCCUCGUCAAAUGGAUCCACAGCGUCAUCUAUAGACAUCACCAUGGUAGAACCAAACAGCAAGAAGAAGCGUUGGCUGUGUGUCGUCAUCAUGACAUUUGUUGCGGUCCUGUUGUCUGCCGCCAUUAUUGGUGUUUGUCUUGGCUUAUUGAAGUGACAUGCAUUCGACAUGAUGCAAACAGACCUUUACUACCAAUGUAGAAAAUAGAAGUUUAUUUAUUUGCCAAUCAUAGUCCUAUGGGGGCAUAACAUAAACACAACAAGAGCAUGAUUUGUUAAACAUAUGUCAUAUUGAGUUGUCAUAUUAUAAUUGUUGUAUUUACUACCACCCUGUAAAUUCAAAAAUUACAAUAUGACACAUAAAUGAGGACAAAAAAUCAAUAGCAACAAGAAAAACAAAAUAUAUAAAAAUUGAUUAAAAAUGUCGGGUUUAUUGCAGUACUGAGCAGAAUGGCAUUCUGUACAGGAAGAGUAGAACUAUAAAGAAUUAUCUGUCGUUACAAAUCUGAUCAUAAAUUCAUCCAAAAAUCAAAACUUUCUGAGUAUUUCUAGCAAAUGAGUGUUUCUGUUUCAAUUUAUA
Messenger RNA from Saccostrea echinata, 2189 nucleotides. Its product is annotated as regulator of G-protein signaling 9-binding protein-like. The transcript is spliced from 8 exons. Gene Ontology annotation, cellular component: neuron projection. Bases 948 to 1766 code for a protein of 272 amino acids. Lineage: Eukaryota; Metazoa; Mollusca; Bivalvia; Ostreida; Ostreidae. Gene Ontology annotation, biological process: G protein-coupled receptor signaling pathway. The record is from RefSeq and is a predicted model, not a curated record.